Messenger RNA from Suncus etruscus (white-toothed pygmy shrew), 1161 nucleotides. It is a transcript of the gene TSPYL1, whose product is annotated as TSPY like 1. The record is from RefSeq and is a predicted model, not a curated record. Gene Ontology annotation, biological process: nucleosome assembly. Lineage: Eukaryota; Metazoa; Chordata; Mammalia; Eulipotyphla; Soricidae. The coding region runs from base 1 to 1161 and encodes 386 amino acids. Gene Ontology annotation, cellular component: chromatin; nucleus. Gene Ontology annotation, molecular function: histone binding; chromatin binding. The transcript has a single exon.
AUGAGCGACGCGGACGGGGUCGAGAAAGCCCCUCUCCCGCCAGCCCCCGGCGUCCCUGCUCCCGACCUGGCCCCGGUCGACGAGGUUCCCCCUCCGAGCCCGAAGCUCGGCGAGGAACCUGAGGCGGCCCGGGCGAUGCCGACCCGCCGCGAGGAAAGCCUGGAGGCGCCUGCGCUGCCGAGGCCCCAGACGCCUGAAGAGCGCGGGGCGCGCGGCGACUCCGGGGGCCUUUCCCCGCGGGCCCUGGUGGCGGAGGACCAUUGCUACGUCGCCACCUACGGGGCGCCGCGCCGGGGGGUGCCCGAAGGCGUUCCCGCGGCUCGCGUUGCGCUGUCCCGCCUCCGAGCCGGUCGGCGCGGCUUCGCGAGAGGCCGGGCGCUGGGAGGCCGCCUGGACUUGGAAGCGGCGGUGCGGGCCGUGAAGGGCUCCGAGGCCGUGGGUGCCCAGGAAGGCUUGCGGGACGUGCGGGAGCCGGGCGAGCCGCCGGCGGCGCGGGCCCGCUUCCCGCCGCUGCUGCCCCCCGAGCUGCGCAUGAACCCGCUGGAGGCCAUCCAGCUGGAGCUGGACACCGUCAACGCCCAGGCGGACCGCGCCUUCCAGCACCUGGAGCACAAGUACGGGCGGAUGCGCCGCCACUACCUGGAGCGCAGAAACUACAUCAUCCAGAACAUCCCCGGCUUCUGGGGCGCGGCCUUCCGCCACCACCCGCAGCUGGCGCCCCUCAUCCGGGCCCAGGACGCCGACAUGCUCCGCUACGUCUCCAACCUCGAGGUGAAGGAGCUGCGGCCCCCGAGGGCGGGCUGCAAGUUCAAGUUCUUCUUCCGACGCAACCCCUACUUCCGCAACCGGCUGCUGGUGAAGGAGUACGAGGUCCGCGCCUCGGGCCGCGUCGUGUCGCUCUCCACGCCCAUCGUCUGGCGCCGCGGCCGCGAGCCCCAGUCCUUCAUCCGCAGGGACCAAGACCCCGUGUGCAGCUUCUUCACUUGGUUCUCCGACCACAGCCAGCCCGAGUCUGACCAGAUCGCCGAGGUCAUCAAGGAGGACCUGUGGCCCAACCCGCUGCAGUACUACCUGUCUCGGGGUGGAGUUGGCCGAGCCCGGCGGCGCCCCAUCAGGGAGCCAGUGGAGAUCCCUCGGCCCUUUGGGUUCCAGUCUGGUUAA